Molecule: messenger RNA, 2691 nt
Organism: Xyrauchen texanus (razorback sucker)
Lineage: Eukaryota; Metazoa; Chordata; Actinopteri; Cypriniformes; Catostomidae
Gene: lrrc45
Product: leucine rich repeat containing 45
Exons: 18
Coding region: 150-2180 (676 amino acids)
Cellular component (GO): centrosome
Molecular function (GO): protein binding
Source: RefSeq, a predicted model, not a curated record
CUUUCAACUGUCAAAAGAAACAAUCAGCUAGUGCAGACAAGCGCCUGAACUACAGCUGCCGUCUCAACAAUACUGGAUAAAGUUAUGCCUUUUAAGUCCAGAAAUAAAACUCAGUGAGGUGGUGACAGGGCAGCUGAGGGCGUGGGGUCAUGGAGGAGUUCAGGAGGACGUACCUGAGGCUGUGUAAGGAAGGAGGAAUAGAUACGCAGGAGUCAGUGCUGGCUCAGCUUCAUGACACAAGAACAGUGACAGGCAGCAAUAGACUUGACCUGAGCGGGCAGAGUAUCACUGUGGACACCUGCAGCAUGCUGGGCAGAGUACUGCAGAAUGACACAAUUUUCACAGAGAUCAUUCUCAGUGACUGCAUGCUUAGUGAGGAAGGUGUCAAGCAGCUCCUAACUGGUCUUCGCUCCAACACCACAGUGAAAGUGUUGGACCUGAAGGGAAAUAACAUGAGAGGGACAGGAGCUGAGGCUUUGGGGCAAUUAUUAGUGAGGAACAAGGUGCUGCGUAGACUUGUGCUGGAAUGGAAUGCCUUGGGAAUGUGGGAGGAAGGAUUUGCCAUAUUUUGUGAAGGUCUGGCCUCCAACACCUCUCUCAACCAGCUUGAUCUGCGCAAUAACCAAAUUAACCACCAGGGGGCAGCAGAGCUCUGUAUAGCACUGAAGAGGAACACAAGUCUUCAAGAGCUGGAUCUCAGGUGGAAUAACAUUGGGCUGCUGGGUGGCCGAUCAUUCCUGGAGGCAAUGAAUCAGAACCGCACAAUUCUCAAACUUGAGAUGGCUGGAAACAACAUUCCCAGUGACACACUCCGAGCUAUCGAGCAGUCCAUGAAUCACAAUGUAGAUAGACAGUCCACACUGAGAGAGAGCAGGAGCAGGACCCAUGUCCUCAGCAAAGAGAUCCAGCUCCUAAAGGAGGAAAAGGGCCGGCAGGUCAGGUUUCUUAGUCUGAUGGAGACCAUUGAUAGACAGAAAGAUGAGAUGGGAAGGAGUAGCAGGAAUUCAUCACUACGCCUGGGACAGUUACAGGAAGCCCUGAACGAACAGAAAUCAGCUGUGAAUUCUCUCACAGCCAAAUUGCAGAUGUCAGAGGCUGCUCUAGCUCUAUCAGAGCAGAGGUCUCAUGACCUGGGAGAGUUACUGACACGAGUUAAAAUGGAAAAGACAGAUCUGAGAGACAGACAGUCCAGAGAGAUCAAGAAAGAGCAUGAGGAGAAUGCUUUGAGGGAAGCAAAGCUUUUAAAGGAGGUGAACAGUCUGUCAGAGAAAAACCUCCAGCUUCAAAACAAGCUGGAGGAGACUGAACGCAGAUGUAAGACGCAGCAGGAGCAAAUCUUUCAGCUCAAACAGGAACUCGCCAACACCACUGCUGAACUAAAGCUGCGGCUUGCCCAGACUGAAGAACGGUUGGACAUGGAGAAAAGAAGAUCCAAGCAGGCACUUGACGACAUGGACAGUUUACGACAGAAGGAGGUGGAUCACCUGACCAGACACCAGGAAGAGAGUGAAAGAGCUCUACAAGACCGCAUUCUCAAACUUGAAGGACAGCGGAUUCAAUUAGAGGAGGAGCUCAGCAGAGCGAAAUCUUCUCUGGUGACUGAGAGAGCUCACGCUGAGGAGGAGCUUGGAAAAGUGCGCUCCCAAGUGCGAAUGGAGGAACAGCAGCAUUUGAGCAGUCUUGAGGAGAAGCUGCGAGGGGUUCGCCAGUCUCGGGACGAGUCUCAGAACCACUGCACACAGCAGAAACAAACCAUCGCUGAGCUCCAGGCUAGAGUAGGGCAGCAAAGCAUUGAGAUGGACACUCUCCGCCGUAGGAUAGAGGAGUUACAGCAGGAGCUUGCAGGGAAAGAGCAAGAGAAAGUGGCUGAAGUGACGCGUGUGCGGGUGGAACUGCAAGAGCAAAUUGGCCACCUGGAGGCUGAGAGGGCAACACAGGGUGGCCUAAAAGAGAAGAUUGCUGCUCUGGAGAGAGAGAUGAAGGUUCUCAGCGCCAGCCAUAGAGAGGCCCUUCUGGACAAAGAGAGCGAGAUCUCCUCUCUGCUUGAGCGACUGCGUAUUAGAGAGGGAGAGAUCCAGCGCAUGCGUGAGGAUGAGGCCCAGAGAGCCAGCUUCCUCCAGAAUGCCAUACUCACUUAUGUCCAGGGCUCGCCCCUUGCACAAUUCAGCCCCAAAAAGUGAACUACUUUUCCAAAACCCACUUUCCAUCAGUUUCACCAAGGCACUUUUAGACUAUGCACAGUAAAUCUAGUGUAGACUGGAAGUUUUUAAUCAAAUGAUUUUACUUGAUUGGAAAGUUUCAUGGAUUGGAAAAGAAAUACUCAAAAAAUGACUGACCAAAUAGAUAUUGAUAUGCAUUCCUGUGUCUUUUAAAUGUAUAGAUUUUGGUUUGGAAAUAAGUUUUCAUAAUUGAAUGAUCAGGUACCAGAGCAUAUUUUUUAAACUUCUUAGUUAAGAAAUGUUACUGUUUCUAUUAAGAUUUAUUUUGAUUUCUUGAAAUAUUGGAUCUCUUUCACAUAUAUAUCUUGUGAAAUAUCCUGAAUGUGCCAUAUUGCCCAUCAGAGCUCUUAUGUUGUGGCACUUGCAGAUUGUAUAUUGUAACAUGUUUUCAAAUUUUGUUUUCUACUUUUGGAAUUUUACACACUUGUAAUGUCUGUUUGCUGUUUGUGUAAAAUAAAAUGUGUGGUUUCGA